This is a messenger RNA of Photinus pyralis (common eastern firefly), 3392 nucleotides long. Its product is annotated as frizzled-2. The transcript is spliced from 5 exons. Bases 599 to 2470 code for a protein of 623 amino acids. Gene Ontology annotation, cellular component: plasma membrane. The record is from RefSeq and is a predicted model, not a curated record. Gene Ontology annotation, biological process: non-canonical Wnt signaling pathway; canonical Wnt signaling pathway. Lineage: Eukaryota; Metazoa; Arthropoda; Insecta; Coleoptera; Lampyridae. Gene Ontology annotation, molecular function: Wnt receptor activity; Wnt-protein binding.
GGUUGCUCGGGUGAGGCUGUGCCGUUUUUGGUGUCGUAAUCACGUGUGGAUCUAUGUACACUUUAAAAACGAGGGUGACUAAAAAAAUCAUGCUCUAAUUGGAUUUAGUUUGUGAAAAUUACUCAUAAAAUGCUACCGAGUGAAAAUUGUGAUGAAUGUUGGAACGCCAGGGAUUUAAUUGGAUUUUUAAUUGAAAACUGCGGCGUUAACGAGGUACGGUUUAUCGCUUCCCUAACAGAAUUGAAAAAGAGUUAGAGGUGUGGACGUUAUGACUAAAUUCUCGACUAAAUUUAAAAGUCGGUAUUGCGCCCCAAACUUCACCGUUAAGACUACCAGUGUUGCAGUGUAAAAAUAAUGAUGCUCCGAGUGAUGCUCAUUGACAAUCAAGGCUUGUAUACCGGCAGUUGACAAGAUGUUGCCCCUUGGAUGCGUCGUGCGGUCCAAAGUAUUAACGUCAUCUUCAACCAGACGAAAUAUUGAACCACUUCAGUUUCACCAGAAGCAAUGUUUAACCAUGAUUGCGCCGCUUCAACAUUCCCAAACUCGUCCCAAUCGAUGCAGACGAAAGUGAUCAACUGUUAGCGACUCGAAUAAACUUAUGUGUAGUGGAAAAUCGGACACGAUGAAGUGCUUUUUAUUAAUCUUAGUGACGGUAGCGUCGUCUCUCGCCGAAAACUCGAUCAUAUCCUCCAGCCAUUCGGAGAUGUCCGAAGGCGAAGGGCGCUGCGAGGAAAUUACGAUACCGAUGUGCCGCGGAAUCGGUUACAACCAAACUCGAAUGCCGAACGAAUUGAAUCACGACAACCAAGAGGAAGCGGGACUGGAAGUGCACCAAUUCUGGCCGCUGGUCGAAAUCAAAUGCUCGCCCGACUUAAGGUUCUUCCUUUGCUCAAUGUACGCACCUAUCUGCCUAAAAGACUACCUAAAACCUCUUCCUCCGUGCCAAAACCUAUGCAAGCGCGCCCGAGACGGGUGCGAACCCCUCAUGCAGCAAUACGGAUUUAAGUGGCCCGAGCGCAUGGAGUGCGAGCAGUUUCCGAUUUACGGCGCCUCGCAAGAAGUGCUCUGCAUGGAUCAGAACAAAAACGAGCCGACGCACAAACCAUCAUCAUCAUUUAAAACACCGACGACCCGGCCAAAACACAACAAAGUCUGUAAGAAUUCAAAAAACUGCGCAGAUCCUCCAGGAGAAAAAAUAAAACCACCACCCCGAGGACGGGAUUGCAACUGCACGUGUCAAAUGCCACUAGUUCCCCUGGAGAACACGCCGUACUUCAACAAAAGCAUAAGCGUGGUGGGCGUCGAAAAUUGUGCGUUUCCGUGCAAGGAGACGUUCUUCAAACCGGACGAAAAAGAAUUCGCCAUCGUAUGGAUAACGUUGUGGUCGAGCCUGUGCGCCGCGUCCACCCUAAUGACACUAACCACGUUCCUCAUCGAGACUGAGCGUUUCAAAUACCCCGAACGACCAAUUGUAUUUCUAUCCGCCUGCUACUUCUUGGUAUCCAUGGGAUACUUAGUUCGAGUUGUACUCGGGCACAAAGAGGUCGCGUGCGAUGACCAAAUUAUACGAUAUUCUUCCACGGGGACCAACGCGUGCACCUUAGUCUUUCUUCUGGUCUACUACUUUGGUAUGGCCUCGUCAAUUUGGUGGGUUAUCCUUUCGUUCACGUGGUUCUUAGCCGCGGGAUUAAAGUGGGGUAACGAAGCCAUCGCCAAUUACUCUCAGUACUUCCACUUAUGCGCUUGGAUGAUUCCGACAAUGCAGACGGUGAGCGUACUGUUAUCAGGGGCUGUCGACGGUGAUCCGAUCUCUGGAGUUUGCUACGUUGGAAAUAUGAACAUGGAUAAUUUACGAGUGUUUGUGUUGGCGCCGCUACUGUGCUAUCUAGUUUUGGGAACCACGUUCUUAUUUGCCGGUUUCGUGUCGCUCUUUCGAAUACGCAACGUGAUCAAAAAGCAAGGAGAUGGCGGCUCAAAGGCCGAUAAACUAGAAAAGCUGAUGAUCAGAAUUGGAAUAUUCAGCGUCCUUUAUACUGUUCCUGCGACGAUUGUGAUAGGCUGUUAUCUGUACGAGUGCGCAUUUCACGAUGAGUGGCUGAAGCAUCUGGCGUGCCCCUGUAUGAACAGCGUUUUGUCGGGCGGGCGUCCUAAAGAAGGACCGUUGUAUUCCGUAGUCAUGUUGAAAUACUUUAUGGCUUUGGCUGUCGGAAUCACGUCAGGAGUGUGGAUUUGGUCUGGAAAAACUGUGGAUUCGUGGCGAAGACUGUGGAGGAGACUCGUCGGACAUCCAGAUCGUACGGGGGCCGCCGCCGUGCUAAUAAAAACGCGUCCGGGCAAACCGCCGCCGCAGUAUCUUGUCGCCGGGCCCGGAAGCGCAUCACUUCUCGCGCCGACCGGUAGCGUGGCCUCUGCCAGUCAGCACCACCUCCAUCAUCACGUACUCAAGCAGCCACCGUUGAGCCACGUAUGACAGCCAGGCGAUGGGGCCACACCUGUAGUCGUAACUCACCAAGCUCCUGGCUCUGGACCUUCGUUGAGUAACUACGGGCCUAUUUGAGUGACCGCCUGGGCCCCUCGCCACUCGGUCACAGCUCUCUAGUCUAAAGGUGCCAUCUAAUUAGUUGUUUUAUAUUUGGUGGACACAUUGUUUACUACUCAGUUUGUGUAUAACAGGACUUGUUUAAAUGGAAAUAAUUGAAUAUUUUUGACUAUGAUUUUAAUGAAGUUAUUUGAAAGUUCUGAUUAAAUUAUAUAGGAAGUUUCAUGUUCCCUAACUUACAUAGAUCUUAUGUACAUAUGUUUCUUGUUGUGUCUAUUUACCUCAUCUUACCUCAAAAAUUGGAGGAUUACGCGCACUUGCAUAUAUGAGAAAAUUCUAUGAUAAAAAAAUGUGAGAAAAAAUAUACGUAAAUAUUUUAAUGGGAAAAAUAGGCAAAUAAUAAAUCGAUGUGAUUUGCAUGUCUUUAGGUAGAGUGAUUGUGGGUUAAAUGCUAUGAUGUAAAUGCAAAUAGUCGAAAAAUGCCCUGAAGACUUAACAAUCCACGUGCCAUAGUCGUUUUAUAUUUAUUCGUAGUGCAGAUGGGGAACAUUUUUGCGAUUUACACUUUAGCAUUUAAUUGAAAGAGCGUUUUAUGAUUCCUAAUAUACUUCUUGUAUAAAUCCUAAUAUAUUCUUGUAGAGGUAAAAUAGAUGUAAGUUUUUUAUAUGGAAUAUUUAUUAAUCCACCCAGAUAUCUUUUGUACUUUAUUUGUGUAUAACCAACUUUUUGUACAUACAUUUUUUUAUAUAUAAAUAUUAUGGAAACUGCAAAGCGUGAUGUCAUAAGCAUAAGUAAAAAAUAGUUUUAAAGAAAAGAUCCGUGAUAAUAUUGUAUCCAAAGUAAGUAUGCUUUA